AUGAAAUUUUUGAUCCCUACGAUAUUCCUGGGCCUACUGGCCACAGCGGCCUGCGAGAAGGAAGCUACGAAGGACGCGGAGGCUCAAGAGUCUAACGUAGAAAAGAAGCAGGAGAAACGAGGGCUCAGCCACCUCGAGGGUGGCCUCGACGGUGGUGACUAUGGCGGAGGGCACGAGAUCGGUUUAUCGGGUGGCGAUGGCGGUGGAUACGAAGGCGGUGGUUACGAAGGGGGCUACGGAGGCGGUGACUACGGCGGUGGUGGCUACGGCGGUGGUGGCUACGGCGGGGGUGGCUACGGCGGUGGUGGCGCCGAGGAUGCUGGCAAAGUAAAGGAGAUCACGAUCGUGAAGAGCGUGAAGGUACCCUACCCGGUGGAGAAGAAGGUUCACUACCCGGUGGAGAAGGAAGUACCCUAUCCUGUAAAGGUACCCGUGCCUCAACCGUACCCAGUGGAGAAGAAGAUCCCAGUUCCGGUAAAGGUCCUGGUCAAGGUACCCGUGCACAUUCCACAGCCUUACCCUGUGGAGAAGCAGAUACCGUACCCUGUCCAGGUGCCCGUGGAGAGGCCAGUUCCGUACAAGGUCUACGUUCCUCAGCCGUACCCAGUGGAGAAAAAGGUCCCUUACCCCGUGAAGGUACCAGUCCCGCAACCUUACCCCGUGGAGAAGCCUGUACCUUAUGCCGUGAAAGUCCUGGAGCACGUACCCCAACCAUUCCCAGUCGAGAAACCCGUACCAUACCCCGUGAACGUGCCCAUUGAAAGACCAUACCCAGUCCACAUCCCCAAACCGUACCCAGUGCCGGUCGAAAAGCCGGUACCAGUGCCUGUCGAGAAGGCUGUACCCUAUCCAGUCAAGGUGGCCGUGGAGAGACCAGUCGGAGUACCAGUGGAGAAGCCGGUACCUGUCGAAGUUAAGAUACCCGUACCCGCGCCGUACCCAGUGGAGAAGCAUAUACCUGUGCCUGUCGAGAAGCCUAUACCGUACGCGGUUAAGGUACCCGUGGAGAGACCAGUACCAGUUUCGGUCACGAAGCAUGUACCAGUGCCUGUGGCCAAGCCUGUGCCCUACCCGAUCAAGGUACCAGUACCCGUGUCGAUUCAUAGUCACGGCUACGAGUCCGGAGGUCUGGACGGUGGCUACGAGUCUGGGUACGGCCACCAUUAG
Eufriesea mexicana is the source of this 1167-nucleotide messenger RNA. RefSeq names its product skin secretory protein xP2. The transcript is spliced from 2 exons. Bases 1 to 1167 code for a protein of 388 amino acids. The record is from RefSeq and is a predicted model, not a curated record. Lineage: Eukaryota; Metazoa; Arthropoda; Insecta; Hymenoptera; Apidae.